UGUCUCGCCGAUAUCUACUGCAGCACGCGCUCGCCCUCCAACUUCACCUGCUUCCCUCAACCACACACACCCGCUACCACCACUUAUCUACCCACUCUCUCUCUCCUCAAAAUGUACGAAGCGAGGCUGCUCCAGGCGUCUCUUCUCAAGAAGAUCAUCGAGGCCGUGCGAGAGCUGGUGACCGAUGCGAACCUCGACUGUUCCGAGUCGGGCAUCUCGAUGCAGGCGAUGGACUCGAGCCACGUCUCUCUCUGCGCGCUGAUGAUCCGCAGCGACGGCUUCCAGCACUACCGGUGCGACCGGAGUCUCUCGCUCGGUCUCUCAACGGGCAGCAUCUCCAAGAUCCUCAAGUGUGCGGGGAACGACGACACCGUGACUCUGAAGGCGGAGGACACAGCAGACUCCCUCACCAUCGUGUUCGAGAGCGCAAACCAAGACCGCAUCUCGGACUUCGAGCUCAAGUUGAUGGACAUUGACAGCGAGCACCUGGGGAUCCCAAAGACAGAGUACAACUGCAUCAUCCAGAUGCCUUCGGCAGAGUUCGCGCGAAUCAUGAGGGACUUGCAAGUGAUCGGGGACACGUGCACCAUCGCGUGCGACAAGGACGGGGUUAACUUCUCCGUAUCGGGGGACAUGGGGAAGGGCAACAUCAUGGUCCGAAACAACACCUCGGUCGACAAGGAAGAGGACAAGGUGACGGUGACGAUGGAGGAGCCCGUCACUCUCAAGUUCGCGCUUCGGUACCUUGCGCUCUUCGCGAAAGCAACCCCGUUGGGCCCUACGGUGACCAUCUCUAUGACACCAGACAACCCGGUAGUUGUGGAGUACCCCAUCGAGACCUUCGGCUACGUACGGUACUACCUCGCACCCAAGAUCGACGAGGCUGACGAGUAGACCUAUGUAGACACAUCAGUUUGUUUUCACGUCUCUCCCGUGUGUUGUUUGUGUUGUUUUUGGACAGAAAGUUCGUGUCCAACAGCCGCGGUUCUCGUGCUAUCGACAUCAGCAGUAGGGCUGCUUGAUACGCAACACAGCGGCGUUGUUCAUUUUUGUAAAGUUACUUAAUUUCUGUUAGGCUAGACGAUGGGAGGGAAGGGUACAUAAAUAUUCGAGAUUUGGUUGUUUUUGUUGCAAAGGUUGGGUUUAGUCUUGUCUUGUUUUGCACGCGCAGUGUGAGCCAUGUUUAAACCAGUCCUCAGAGCAACUGUUUGUCACGGUGGAGGAGCGUUGUCGAAAAGGGCGUGUGUUCGAAGGGCCUAAGAGUUACAUGUCUUCGCGGAGAGGUGCGGCCGAAGGCUGAAGCCGAUGCUUGUACAUGCCCCGCUACACACACGAAACGGCAUAAAAAGAAAAAGUGA
Molecule: messenger RNA, 1358 nt
Organism: Ectocarpus sp. CCAP 1310/34
Lineage: Eukaryota; Phaeophyceae; Ectocarpales; Ectocarpaceae
Source: the annotation of a GenBank genome assembly